AUGACGAAUGUGUCUGACGGUACGCAACCCUACACAACAAACAUGUGGACUGAUUUUCAAUAUUCAAGCGAAUUUGUAACAGAGGCUAAUUCCUUAGACAGUGUAAAAUCAGUUUCGUUUGAACAGAUUUUCACUGCAAUCUUUGUUGGGUUAAUCAUACUUUCGAACACCAUCAGUCUGGUUGCAUUCUUGCUAGAAAAACGUCUCCGUUCCUACAAUAAUUACUUCAUUAUAAACCUUACCAUACUUGAUCUGUUAGUAGGGAUUGGACUUUGUCCCUACGUACAGCACAUUUACGGCGGUCGGUACCCCUUCUCUCAAAAUGCAUGUAAGAUUCUUUCAGGACUUUUCUACGGAAUCGUCAAUGCUUCAAACAUCAACAUCGUCGUCAUCUGUGCCGAUCGACAUCAAGCGGUCUAUGAUCCCAUCAACCAUUUUAUUUCUCGAUCAACGCGUAAGGCCGUCAUCAUCAACUCUCUGCCGUGGGUGAUUGGACUCUCGUUCUGGAUUGGGUACGUCACAGUGUGGGAGUUCGCCAUCAGUUUCGACAACGGGGAUCACUGCCUUCAUCGAAUUUCUUUCAGUCCCGUGGCUGCUGUGUUUCAGGGGGUAUUCGUGUUCUAUCUACCAAUCCUUAUUAUUUCCAUCCUCUAUAUUAGAAUCCUCAUUAAGAUCCGGAAGUCGGCUGGAGGACGGAAUGUCAGCAAGAACUUUGCUUCAACAGAUACCCACCUUUCCAGCUCCACGGACACCGAGAUGACUUCUGGAAGCAUCCCGUCUAUUCCGCAUUCAUGUUUGGACGUUAUUGAUGCGAGAAGCGACAACGCAAUAGCAUCAUCAUCAUCAUCACCUAAUGUAACGAAAAUUGGAACCAGAGGCCAGGAAUUAUCGGUCAUAACUGGGAUCUUCCAAGGAAUCGUCAAUGCUUCUAACAUCAACGUGGUUGUGAUAUGUGCCGAUCGACAUCAAGCGGUCUAUGAUCCCAUCAACCAUUUCAUUUCUCGAUCAACGCGUAAGGCCGUCAUCAUCAACUCCCUGUCAUGGGUGAUUGGAAUCUCGUUCUGGAUUGGGUACGUCACCGUGUGGGAGUUCGUCAUCGAUCACGACAAUGGACUCCACUGUACUCAGCGGUUCCUUCUCAGUCCGUUGACGAAUAUGAUCCAAAGUGCGGCCACGUUCUUCUUGCCUUUGGCCAUUAUUGCUGUUCUCUAUGUCAGAAUAUUCAUCAAGAUUCGGAAGACGGUUGGAAGACGGAACAACAAGAAGUCGACUGAUUUAACGAACCUCUACCUUUCCACCGCCAAGGAUACUGAGAUGACGAGCAUAAGCGUUUCAUCGACAUCGCAGACAGGUUUAUUUAGUGACAUUACAGAAACAGUGAGCAAAGAUGAUACUUUGGUAUCAUCAUCUUCAUCACAUAACGAGACCAAGAUAGGACAUAUUGGCCAAGGAAUAUCGACAUCAACGUCACAUCGCGUGGAAUCGACGGCUGAAAUGACGAAGGCGACUCGUACUCUUCUCCUCAUCGUCAUCGCUUUCGUACUGACAUGGGUUCCGAUUAGCGUUAUCUAUUUAAUCUACAGUAUCGAACCUCGACUCAUCGUACCUGGUCUGUCAAAUAAAGCUUUCACUGUCUUCAGCAAUCUGCAGUACGGGAAUAGCCUCCUGAACCCUAUAUCCUACGCCAUGUCGCAGCCUCUGUUCCGUACCACAGUCAUCAGAAUGUUCUCCUGUAAACUACCGUCGCGGGCCAACUAG
This is a messenger RNA of Strongylocentrotus purpuratus (purple sea urchin), 1758 nucleotides long. Its product is annotated as 5-hydroxytryptamine receptor 1A-like. Gene Ontology annotation, cellular component: membrane. Gene Ontology annotation, biological process: adenylate cyclase-activating adrenergic receptor signaling pathway. The transcript has 3 exons. NCBI's taxonomy places the organism in Eukaryota, Metazoa, Echinodermata, Echinoidea, Camarodonta, Strongylocentrotidae. Bases 1 to 1758 code for a protein of 585 amino acids. The record is from RefSeq and is a predicted model, not a curated record. Gene Ontology annotation, molecular function: G protein-coupled receptor activity; dopamine neurotransmitter receptor activity, coupled via Gi/Go.